Molecule: messenger RNA, 744 nt
Organism: Dictyostelium discoideum AX4
Lineage: Eukaryota; Evosea; Eumycetozoa; Dictyosteliales; Dictyosteliaceae
Exons: 2
Coding region: 1-744 (247 amino acids)
Source: RefSeq, a predicted model, not a curated record
AUGAAACUAUUAAUACUACUCAUUUCAAUAUUUUUAUUUUUUAAUUUUGUUUUAUCACAAAAUUUAAUAAUUCCAAAUUUAAAUUAUGAAAAAUUACCAAAUAAAACAUUUACAUUAAGGGGUGAUGGUAUUGGUAAUGAAUCAUUUAAUAGUAGUAUUGAUAUAAAAAAUAAUGUUAAAGUUAUAUUAGAAUGGAAAUAUGAUAAAGCAAAGAACCAAUUUAAAAGUAAUUGGCCAAAGAAUGCAGAAAAUGUAACGGUUCCUGAUAUUUUAAUUAUUGAAAUUGAAAAUAAUGAUUACAUUUUUUCAACAGAUAAAACUAAACAACCAGAUAUUAAAAAUGUAAUUUUAAAAUCAAAUCAACUAAUAAUUAAAGGUAAAUAUUUCUCAUAUAAUAUCUCUGAUAUUUCAAUAACAUCAGGAGACACAGAGAUUUGUUUUGUAAAGAAAUCAACAUUUAAUUCAAUUGAAUGUCAAAUGGAAAAUCCAACUGCUUUUCAAUUAAAUUCUGUUGCAAUGUUAAUUAUUGGUAAAGAUAGAGGUGACUCUUUUAGAAUUUGUGAAGAUUGUCAAUUUAAAACUAAUACGAAUACAAAUACAAAUAAUAAUAAUAAUAAUGAAAACAAUAAUAAUGAUGAUGAUAACAAUUACAAUAAUAAUGAUAACAAUAAUUCAUCUAUAAAACUAUCUUCAAAUUUAAUACUAUUAUUAUUAUUAUUAUUAUUUUCAAUUUUUUUUUAUUAA